AUGGCGCAACCAAACUUCUCGGUCGGGCGCAUGCUACUCCUCUUGACAGCCUUCGCUACUCUCGCAAUGUCCUGCAUUUCCGCCUUCAACGACUUCAAGUACGCUGACAAUGCCACUCUACUCAAGGAGACCAUCGCGCAGUAUGAAGCCAACCCUGCCAUGGGAUGGGCGCACCUGCUGGGCGGCACAAGUCCUCUGAAGCCAUGGCCAAAGGACGAAAGCGGCCUUGUGAACAUCAGGUACUGCUGGCCCAACCUCGAUACCAAAGCCAAGCUCGGGAAUCCCAAGGUCCCGAGCGGUACUCUUGUCAUCCAGAUCGACGAGACCAGAACUGUUGAAGGCUAUGCAACGAUUGAGUACAACCCAGAAGAGUGGGAUAAUCGUUCUCAUCGCAACCAGAUUCGCCUGGGUUGGGCUCAGUGGCACGCUGACUAUCCACCAAUGCAGCACUGGCUUGCCGCCCACGAGAUCGGUCAUCUCCUUAGCCUUACGCACGAGCACCAGCGUGCCGACCGGGAACACUACCCUUCGAAUGCAAGAACCUGGUCGGCUACGCCAAGGCCGAAAUUAUCGCCCGCACCCAUCCGACUAUGA
This is a messenger RNA of Didymella exigua CBS 183.55, 594 nucleotides long. RefSeq lists its product as uncharacterized. Bases 1 to 594 code for a protein of 197 amino acids. The transcript has 3 exons. The record is from RefSeq and is a predicted model, not a curated record. NCBI's taxonomy places the organism in Eukaryota, Fungi, Ascomycota, Dothideomycetes, Pleosporales, Didymellaceae. Gene Ontology annotation, molecular function: metallopeptidase activity.